This is a messenger RNA of Anoplopoma fimbria (sablefish), 3305 nucleotides long. Its product is annotated as pleckstrin homology domain-containing family A member 1-like. The record is from RefSeq and is a predicted model, not a curated record. Bases 232 to 1500 code for a protein of 422 amino acids. The transcript is spliced from 12 exons. Lineage: Eukaryota; Metazoa; Chordata; Actinopteri; Perciformes; Anoplopomatidae. Gene Ontology annotation, cellular component: membrane; cytoplasm. Gene Ontology annotation, molecular function: PDZ domain binding.
GUUAUAUGCAAUCUAUGCCCCACACUCUCCACCACCACCAGCAGCACCAGCUUGUCCUGGAUCAGUGGAGAUGGGCUGAGGCGGAGAGGACAGACCCCGACAGCACCGAGACCGACGGCCGCGUAGAGCAGCAGUUACAGACUCUGGAUUUUUUUUUCCGGGGUCCCGCUUGCCCCCCCCACUCCUCCCCACUCCCGGCCCCAGCAGGCCAGGGAAUGUCCCGGCGGCAAGAUGCCUUACGUGGACCGACAGAACCGCAUCUGUGGCUUCCUGGACAUAGAGGAGAACGAGAGCAGUGGCAAGUUCCUGCGUCGUUACUUCAUACUGGACACGCAGCAGGGAAGCUUGGUGUGGUUCAUGGACAACCCACAGAACCUGCCUGCUGGUACAGACUGCGUAGGCUCCCUCAAACUCACCUACAUCUCUAAGGUCAGCGAUGCCACCAAGCUGAGGCCUAAGGCAGAAUUCUGCUUCGUCAUCAACGCUGGGAUGAGGAAGUUCUUCCUGCAGGCCAAUGAUCAGCAGGACCUGGUGGACUGGGUCAACGCUCUCAAUAAAGCCACCAAGAUCACUGUGCCAAAGUUGUCUGAUGGGCAGCAGAAUGCAGAGAACCAGAAGGCUUUACCGGAUGUCGUCGGGCCCAAGAAACAAGUCUCCUAUAAGACAGAGAUCAUCGGGGGAGUCCCCAUCGUCACCCAGACCCAGCAGGACGGCGGUGAUGGUGCAGACAGAACGGAGCGUGAGGCCAUGCAUCGGUCCCACAGCCAGCUGCCGUACUUCCUGGGCCGGCCCACUCACGAGCACACCGUCAUCAAGUCGGGCUACUGCGUCAAGCAGGGAGCCGUGAUGAGGAACUGGAAACGGCGAUAUUUCCUCCUGGAGGAAAACUCAAUGAGUUACUUCAAGUCAGAUUUGGAGAAAGAGCCGCUGAGAAUGAUCCCUCUGAAGGAAGUUCACAAAGUCCAGGAGUGUAAACAGAGCGACAUUAUGAUGAGAGAUAAUCUGUUCGAAGUCGUCACCACAUCCAGAACGUUUUACAUACAGGCGGACAGCCCAGAGGAGAUGCACAGCUGGAUUAAGGCUGUCUCAGGGGCCAUUGUGGCCCAGCGGGGGCCUGGGAGGUCUGCUGCCACAGACCACGGCGGCCGCUCCGCCUUCUACCGCAGCCCCGCGGGUCCCCCCGUCCCUCGCUCGCCCAUAUCUGCCAUGCCACCAUGCUACCCAGAGUGGGGCGCUGCUGUCACGUGCGGUACACGCCCGCAGCCUGGCGUGGGACAGCGAGCACUUCAUGAGCCUGCUGCCACGGCCCAGUCACAGCCACACGCCAGCACGCCUGUCCCUGCAGGAGACGCGCCUGGCAAAGUGACCUGCGACCCACCGGCGAUCACCAUCGACAACUCUGAGGAGUCACCGUGGCGACGACGGAGCAGCUUUGAGCCCCACAUGCCUGAGCCACACGUGGACCUGGAUGACGCUGACCUGCCAGUGAGCGAGGUCUGAGCCGUUGGAACUGGACUUUAAAAGCUUCCUGAUCUGGUUAUUGGACAUUAACAGAUUUAAAGAGGAAACCACGCACAUCAUGUGUUUAAAAAAAAAAAAAAAAAAAGGGGCCGGCAUUGGGUUUUCAAACCAAAGCUGUUGGCAGAAGACAAUAUUCAACUCGUGUUUCGAGCUCGUCCGUCAGAGUGCUAAAGAGAAAAGUUGUGUCACCGCCACUGAACUGCACUCGUGUGCCAAAGACGACCCGGUCUUCACCCACACCCGCUCCGCCCGCCUGCUGUCGCAUUAACAACGAUGUAUUUAUUUACUAAGAGUUGACGUUUUCAAACAAAACUACAAACUUUAGUUAACUUCAGUGACAGAGCUUUAUUUUAACCUGCACAGGCACAAUGAUGUGACGGAGGAACUUUGUAAACCACUUUGUGCCAAGAAUAUAAGGGAACUUUGAAGGUUGCAAGCAUUUCCUAUAGUCUGAGAGAGAGAGAGAGAGAAAGGGAGAGAGUUCAAACUGAGGAGUAGCCUGUCAUCACCUCUCUUAUCUCCUAAUUUAACUGUGUGGUCCAUUCACACACACACACACACACUCACUAUUGUAAGCCUGGAUUUGUCUACUGUUGUAGGCCAGCGAUUGAGAUAUGUGUCAAACCUAGUCUGAGGUCAUAAUCUCACUGCAAUGCAAAUUGUAAUUCAAAGAUCCAGGACUGUUGGUUGACAAGAUGCAAAAAAAAUUCCAAAUAUUUGUAUGUGACCCGUUGUGAAUAAUAAUGCAAGACCAAAUGUAUUGCAGUCACGUUGUUUCUAAGUUGCCAAGCGUUUUUUUCUCUUCAUUUUUUUAAUAGAUCAGAGGGUUUAGUUAGAUAACAAGGCGUCCUCAGUGUGAUUUUUAGUUGACCACAUGCUAAAGUAGCUUACAUGCAAAUCUACAAUGAAUAGUUUUGACAGUUAUGCACAGUUGCUGGUAAUGUGAGAGUACUUUGCAGAAACACAACAGGAAAAAAAAAAAAAGCUAUCAAAGUCACAUCACCUCACAUCCUGAAUCAGCCUCUUUUUUUUUUCAAACUACAUUUCAGCAUACCAGACUCUGUGGACUCACUUUUGUGACUCUGGGUGAGGUGGGAAGUGAACAAGAAGUGCAAGGAGUACGCUAGUGUGCAUUUUGUAAUUCACAGUAAUAAAUCCUCAUCAAUACGGCUCUGUCAGUUAUAGAUAAGCUUCAUGUUUCUUGAUAGAUUGGGUAAUAACUGGCUCAGAUGUGUUAACUAAACCUGCAGUUCCCUGUUUAAAACAUGAGUACGGUCUGAACACCAUGCAAACCUUUUCAAUCAUUGUUUAACAGAAAAAAUAAAAUAAAUCUGUGGGAGAAAAUCCCCAAAAACAUUCAAACUCGCACACUUCCGUUGCAUGUUCACAUUUUAUUAAUUCCUCAGAUUGUUUUCCUGUUUUGUAGUUUUUAUCUACGGCCGCUCUGUGUGUUGUGUGUUUGCAGAAAUAGAGCUGGGUGCAGCAGAUUAUUUUUUUAUAUAUGCUUUUAGAAGUUUCCUGAUCUGAUUCUGUGUACCUGUGCUGUCAACCCAGCAGAAAGCAGCUGCCUCAUGGUUUUAUUUAAAAAAAAAAAAAAAAAAAAAAAAUGUCUCACUGUAGUCCUGCUAAAUAAUACACACUAAUGUUGUUUUUUUUGUAAGUGCCUGCUUCCUUUUAAGCCCAACCAAGUCGAGCAAUUUCACCCCUUUUCAGUCUGGUGUAAUUGGUUUGAAUUGUCUAUUUAUUAUGUGGAUGACUUGAAAGAAAUAAACACUGAAAAUGUG